Molecule: messenger RNA, 3124 nt
Organism: Hemiscyllium ocellatum (epaulette shark)
Lineage: Eukaryota; Metazoa; Chordata; Chondrichthyes; Orectolobiformes; Hemiscylliidae
Gene: ddx11
Product: DEAD/H (Asp-Glu-Ala-Asp/His) box helicase 11
Exons: 27
Coding region: 142-2877 (911 amino acids)
Biological process (GO): nucleobase-containing compound metabolic process; establishment of sister chromatid cohesion
Cellular component (GO): nucleus
Molecular function (GO): DNA helicase activity; ATP binding; hydrolase activity, acting on acid anhydrides, in phosphorus-containing anhydrides
Source: RefSeq, a predicted model, not a curated record
GCUGUUGCUGGCGGGGUGUUCGAACGGGGUAUACCAAGUCCGGCGCCCCGGGUAGGGCACUGAGCCCGGACCUAGCGGGAUCUGCGAGGUGAACUAGGGCGUCAGGGGCAGAGGUCGGGGUUGUCCCGGAGCUCCAGGGAUAUGGCUGAGGAGAAGUCCCACACUUCCCCCAGAUUCCUUUUUCCCUUCAAGCCCUACUCGAUCCAGGAAGAUUUCAUGAAUGCACUGUACCAUGUACUUGAAGCAGGAAAGAUUGGAAUAUUUGAGAGUCCCACUGGAACGGGAAAGUCGCUGAGUCUGAUCUGCGGAGCACUCACUUGGCUCAGGGACUUUGAAGAGAAGAAAAAGCUGGAAGCAGCCCAGCUUUUGGAACAUCAUGUGCCACAACAACGACUGUCUCAGGAUCCCCAGAAUCCCAGUGGUGUUGAUGGUAAGGUGUCAGAAGCCAAGGCCUCGGGAGCUGAGUUAGACUGGAUCACUGAAUUUGUCCAGAAGAAGGCUGAGCGUGAUCUGAUCGAUAAGUUGAAGGACGAAGAAUUGAAAAGAAAGAGGAGAGAAGAGCGAUUGGAGAAAAUACGUAACAAUGUGCAGCUUAAAUAUGCUUUAAAACGCAAGAGAGAUGAUGACGAUGAUACUGAGCGACUCAUUCAGAUGAGUGGAGAAAUGGUGACUUCCAAACAAGCUGAGACUCUAGAUGGGGAGGAUGAGAGUUUUAUUCUGGCAGAUUAUGAGAGUGAUGAUGAAAAGAAACCAAAGGAUUCAGGCCUAUCUGAUGAGGAAGAUUUGGAGGAAGAGCAUGUGACAAAGAUCUAUUACUGCAGUCGUACACAUUCGCAGCUUUCUCAGUUCGUACACGAGGUUCAGAAAAGUCCGUUUGGCAAGGAUAUCAGGCUGGUGUCACUUGGGUCCCGGCAGAACAUGUGUGUAAAUGAUGAGGUGAGGCAUCUCCGGUCACUCCAGCUGAUCAACGAUAGGUGCCUGGAAAUGCAGAAGAACAAACGUGAUGACAGAAAACGUAGCGAGGACGAGGUGGAAACUCUGAAACGGAGACGGAAGAGUCGAGUGACAUGCCCGUUCUACAAGCAGGAACAGAUGCAGUCCCUGCGUGAUGAGCUGCUGGUGGAGGUGAAGGACAUUGAGCAGCUUGUGCAGUUGGGGAAGGAGAUGAAGGGGUGUCCAUACUACGCCAGCCGCUUUGCCAUUCCACCAGCACAGCUGGUGGUGAUGCCGUAUCAGACGCUGCUACACAAUUCAACCAGGCAGGCAUCUGGCAUCAAACUGAAAGGGCAAGUGUUGGUGAUUGACGAGGCACAUAACCUGAUCGAUACCAUUACUGGAAUUCACAGCUACAAGGUGACAGGGUCGCAGCUAUGUUGUGCUCACUCGCAACUCUCUCAGUACAUGGAGCGAUACAGAAGUAGACUGAAGGCAAAAAAUCUGAUGUACAUCAAACAGAUCCUUUACAUCCUGGUUAAACUUAUCCACAUUUUAGGAGGUAAAGUUGGACAAAAUCCGAACAUGCAGAAGAUUUUUCAGGAUGGCACUGAGUUACAGUCCAUCAAUGAUUUCCUUUUCCGUGCACAAUUUGACAACAUCAACUUAUUUAAAGUGCAGCACUACUAUAUGAAGAGCUUGCUCAGUCGAAAGCUCUUUGGGUUCGUGAACAAGUACCAGGUUUCAGUGUCAAAACCAAACAACAUACAGGAUCAAAAAGUAUCCAAAACAGCAGCGCUUAAGAAUUUUCUUCAGAAGCUCAAUGAGAAACCCACUGGAGAAGUUAUACUCCAUGAGCAGGGAGAGGACAUCGAGGAAGAGCAGCCUGUCAUGGCGUCUCCGAUGAUGCAGGUUGAGGGGUUUCUCUUUGCCCUCACCAGCACUAACAAAGACGGACGAGUGGUCAUUCAGAAACAAGGUACAGUGUCCCAGAGCAGUCUGAAGUUCUUACUGUUGAAUCCAGCAGUCCACUUUGCUGAGGUAGUGAAGGAGUGUCGAGCAGUGGUCAUCGCUGGAGGAACAAUGCAACCGGUGGAAGAAUUCAAAGACCAGCUGCUGUUAGCCUCGGGUGUUUCUGCAGAUCGGCUCCUUGAGUUUUCAUGUGAUCAUGUGAUUCCUCCAGGAAACAUUUUGCCAGUAAUCCUGUGUAAUGGUCCAUCAGGACAGCAGCUUGAAUUCACCUUCCAGAAGAGGGACAAGACAGAGCUGCUGGAUGAAUGUGGCCGGGUGCUGGUCAAUCUGUGUAAGGUGGUCCCUGGUGGUAUCGUAUGCUUCUUUCCAUCCUACGAGUAUGAAAAACGAGUGUACACACAUUGGGAAAAGACCGGCCUCCUGACACAGCUUGAAGCCAGAAAGAAGAUAUUUCAGGAACCUAAAAAAGCUAGUCAAGUGGAGCAAGUGCUAUCCGAAUACUCUAGGUGCAUCCAGCAUUCGAGUUGCUCGCUAGGCCUGGUCGCUGGGGGCCUGCUCUUCUCUGUGGUUGGUGGAAAAAUGAGUGAAGGCAUCAACUUCUCAGAUGACCUGGGCAGGUGUGUGGUGAUGGUUGGAAUGCCAUUUCCCAAUAUCCACUCACCAGAGCUCCAGGAGAAAAUGGCUUAUCUGGACAAGACCCUGCCAAAAACUGAUGGGAAGACCCCGGGAAAACUUCUCGUGGAAAAUCUCUGCAUGAAAGCUGUUAACCAAUCGAUAGGUCGAGCCAUUCGUCACCGUGAAGACUAUGCUGCUAUUGUCCUUCUGGAUCAUCGCUACACCCGGUCCAACAUCCUCAGCAAGCUACCAACUUGGAUCAGAGCACGCACUAAGGCAGAAAGUUCAUUUGGACCUGCCCUUGGAGCCAUUGGAAAGUUCUUCAGAGAUAAGAAGGCCCAUGGAGAUGCUAAAUAGCUACAAGAGACCAUUGCUGGGCUGAGACAUGGUUAACAGCAGUCAUACUGGUGCCUUCCAUCUGUUUCAAACCACUCCCUUGGCUAUGGAGUGCUUGUCGAAUUGUAUAACAAUGAAGUUGAUUCAAAUCCUUUUUUAUUGCUGCUAGUUCUCCUGUGAUUGUUUUAUAUUUAUCUGUUGAGUGAUAUUUACUAAUUAUGUUAGAAUGUUUGUGUUUUUCUGCUGAAUCUGAGUAAUAAAGAACAGA